UAGUGUUAUAUAAAACUUAUUCCACUCUAGCACCUAUCUGAAUGUAGCCUACCCCUUAGCCUUGCACUUUGAUUCAACAGAAGCAACCAUUGCAUUUUCCUUUAUGACUAUGUCUGAACACAAGACGUCUUUUAAGCUUCCUGUGUUAGAUUUAUCUCAAUCUAUUGAGAUCUCCUCCCUAUCUACCCUUUAUAAAGCCUGUCAAGAGUGGGGCUUCUUUUAUAUCAUCAACCACGGUAUCUCAAAAAACUUGUUUGAUGAAGUUUGUUCAUGUUCAAAGCAAAUCUUUAGCAUUCCUUUGGAUUCCAAACUCAAGCUCGGCCCAUCAUCGUGCUUGAAAACGUAUACUCCUCGUUUCAUAGCGUCACCUUAUUUUGAAAGCUUGCGGGUGUCAGGACCAGAUUUUUUUGCUUCUGCUAAGAGUUCUGCUGAUGUGCUAUUUAGUCAACAGAAGUGUGAAUUUAGUGAGAUAUUACAGGAGUAUGGAAACAAGAUGAUAGAGUUAUCAAGGAGGAUCAUAAAGGUUUUAUUAAUGAGUUUGGGUGAUGGUUAUGACAGGAAGUUUUAUGAUUCAGAAUUCAGCAACUGUCAUGGGUAUUUGAGGAUUGUAAAUUAUUCACCUCCAAAGAAUGUUGAAGAAAAGGAGGUUGAAGGACUUGGCAUGCACACUGAUAUGAGUUGCAUAACAAUACUUUAUCAGGAUGAGACUGGGGGGCUGCAAAUGAGAUCUAGGCAAGGGGAAUGGAUGGAUAUAUGCCCAUGUGAGAAUGCUCUUGUAGUUAAUGUUGGAGACAUGAUGCAGGCGUGGAGCAAUGGGCAGUUAAGAUCAUCUGAGCACCGUGUUAUUUUAAAGCGAUUUGUAAAUCGCCUUUCUCUUGCUUUCUUUUGGUGUUUUGAGGAUGAGAAGGUGAUCUCAGCACCGGAUGACAUUAUAGGAGAAGAAAACUUAAGAUUAUAUAAGCCAUUUGUCUGCUUGGAUUAUCUAAAAUUUAGAGAGAAUAAUGAGGAAGGUAAGUUUGAUAAAAUUGGUUGCACUGUAAAUGAUUUUGCCGGGCUGAAACUUGCAGUGAUAUUGGAUAAGAAAUUGUAAUGCUGUCGGUGGUGCUUGGUGAAAUGUAUGUCUGCACUAGUUAACUGUGUUUUUAUUGGAUUCUUCAACCCUAAGAGCUUGAAAGUUGUUAUUUUACAACACCCUUUGUGAAAAGCAAAACUCUUUGUUCUUUUUGGCAUUGAAAUAGAGCUUUUGUGUCUUUUCUUGUUUGCUUUAGUUAGUUGUUGGCAAUGUUUCUUGGUUUAGAUGCAGCAGGUUGGGCAUGGAUCGUCUUGUUCAGAAGAAGUUUGAAUCUUGCUUAUGAAAAAAGAAAUAGGAGCAAAUGUGGUUAGUUAUUAGGAUCCUGUAAUUAUGAGCAGAAAUCUUCAGUACUAUCGAAAUUCAACAUUUUAUAUUGUGGGACUUACAUAUUAUAGUUAGUGGAUUUGCUGGCCGUUGGAUUAAUUUUCUUGUUUCUUGUCUUUGAUAAUGGUUUUGUAUAGGGUUUUAGUAAAUUAAUAUUUUAAUAGAACGAUGAUAUUAUCAUGGAACAAA
Hevea brasiliensis (rubber tree) is the source of this 1585-nucleotide messenger RNA. RefSeq names its product gibberellin 20-oxidase-like protein. The transcript has 2 exons. Lineage: Eukaryota; Viridiplantae; Streptophyta; Magnoliopsida; Malpighiales; Euphorbiaceae. The record is from RefSeq and is a predicted model, not a curated record. The coding region runs from base 104 to 1090 and encodes 328 amino acids. Gene Ontology annotation, molecular function: dioxygenase activity.